AUUCAGCACCAGUUUCUCUCCGACAGCAGACAUAAACAUGGCGGCUGAAAGCAUGUGUACACAAGAGACAAACUCAGGUUGCGUCUUUUAGGGUUAGCCUAUUGUGUCCCGUCAAAGCCGGAUAACGGGGGUAAAAUUCUUUAAUCGAAAGUGAAAGGACGCUAGACUACGGAAUAUGGUCGCUGUAUAAAGGAGACUCGUGUAAUAAUUUAGACAAAAGUUGGUGUAAUUGAGCUAAAUUCCUUGGAUAACGCAGUCCUUGUUCGAUUUACGAGAUAAAAAGAAGUUUCGUUGAUAUUGGAUACUUGCGAACGUAAAACCGAGGAGUUUUCUUGCUGACGGCAUCAUAAUCUCGCAGAAAUGGAGGAAAGUUGCUUGGAAAGACAAGAAAAUGAGCUACAAGCUCUUCAAGCUAUUUACAUGGACGACUUCCAAGAUUUGCGGGAAAAGCCUGAUAAGCCACCGAAAGUGUGUUUGAAACUGACACCGCUACAGAGUGUUGUAGCUAAGGAAGUGCAUGCCAGGAUUGACUUGAUUGUACAGUAUACAGCAGACUAUCCUAAUCGGAGUCCCAAGCUAUCGCUGUGCAAUGCUACAGGCAUAUCAAAUGAAGAUGUGAGUGAACUACAGAAUGAGCUGCGACGUAUGGCAGCCAAUCUCGUUGGUGAGGUAAUGGUCCUUCAACUAGCACAUCAUGUUCAAGAAGGUCUUCACAAACACAACAAGCCACAGCUGUCCUUUUAUGACAAAAUGAUGGCAAACAAGCGGAAAGAGGAGGAAAGAAUCUUAGCUGCAGAGCAGCAGAAACUACGAAAGGAAAUUGAAGCCAACAAAGAAAGAGAAGAAGAUGAGAAACGUGAAAUAGAAGAAGAACUGCAAAGGAGAGGAGAAGCCCUGAAGGAGAGCAGAAGAAGAAGGAAUGUUGUGUUACCAGAAAAGAACCCUAAGACAGAUCAAGUCACUCAGAGUUCAAAAACACGAGAUGGUGAUGCCAGCCCCGUCAGCCCAGCUAAAGAAAUUCCCACUCUUCAGAGGAAACAUUCAGGGAAUGCUGUUGCAACAUUUCUGCCAUCCUCACCCAAGAAAACUGAUGGAAUACCAUCAGGACACAGCAUCAUGAGACGCCGGCGGAGCUCUGAAGGUUUGACUGACGAGUCUUUCACAGGGACACGAGUGAUAAACUUUAGCAACAGAGGGGAACGUGUGGUACAUUGUGGAAAAUGUCUUGGUCAGGGGUCAUCUGGUUCAAGAGUUUACAGUGCCAUGGACAUCACUAUUGGUGAUCUAGUAGUGAUGUGUGAGUGGAGUUUGUCUCCACAUCAAGCGGGCACCAGACGUACUCUGAGCAUCACUGAUAACCAGCAGCAGGACCUGCAAGGAAGACUUAUGAAACAGGUUUCCAGUAUCGAGCAGGAGAUUUUGUCCCUAAUCAACAGAGUUAGUCAUCCCAAUCUGACUCAUUACUUAGCUGUAAAUGUCCAAGACUCCGCCCCUACUGUUAACGUCCAGGUUUUGGCGGAGUAUGUCGGCGGUGGAGAUCUCGGUCUCCACCUAAGAAAUGGAGGUCUGCCGUUAGCGCAGCUGCGAGAGUACACACAUCAGCUUGUGGAGGCCCUUUGCUAUCUUCAUGGCAAGGCUGUAGUACAUAAAGAUUUGAGGUUGACAAGUUGCCGUCUGGACUCGGAUGGGAAUUUAAGACUUGCUGACUACAGCGUGGGAAAAAGGCUGUCGGAUUUGUAUCAAGUUUAUGGUGGUAACACGAAGGACGUGCAAAGUAAUACAGGUGAAGAAAACAAAACAACUUCACGUUAUGGAAAAACCGGCGACAUUUACAGUUUGGGUCUACUUGUGCUUUCUUUGGCUCUUGGAGAAGUGAUCACAGGAGACGUGAAGGAAAUACCGACUUCUUUGCCAUCAGAAUUACGUGACUUCCUUUCAAAUUGCCUAAAGGCUGACGAAAGAAAUCGGUGGUCCGCUUCUCAAUUACUGGAACACUCCUUCAUAACUCCAGUUAUUUCCAAUGGCUUGCCAAAUGGCCAUCAAGACGCAGUCAGAAACAAUGGUAUCGUAGGGGAUGACGGGCCAUCAUUCCUAGUUGACCAGCCAGAGCGUGAGGAGCCUGUGCCCGACUUUUCAUUUUUUUCGGGUGUUCCUGGGAAAUCUCGCGUCAAGUGCGAGUUUGAAGAGCUGCAGUUUCUUGGCAAGGGAGGCUUUGGCAAUGUCAUUAAGGUGCGCAAUAAACUUGACAACGGCUUGUACGCUGUGAAACGGAUUCCUCUCAACCCCAACAGUUCCCAGUUCACCAAGAGGAUCAUGCGCGAAGUGCAGCUGAUUUCCCGCCUUAAUCACGAGAAUGUUGUCAGGUACUACAACUCUUGGAUCGAAAACGCCGAAGAACAAGAAGGCGAGAAAACUCAAUCAGUAGAUGACAAAGCCGCCCAAAACCUCCCUUCUGCUGUAUCUUGUGAAGACAGCCUCCUAAAGCUAAACCAGAUCGAAGCACCGAGCGUAAGAAGUAAUGAAAACAAUGUAGAAGAUUCUUGGUGGCAAGAAGGCGAGGAACCAGAUCAGAAUGGAGCGGACUCGUCGUCCAGUGGAUCGCAGGAAUCGUUUCGUAGCCCAAGCAAAACCGCCUCAUCUAAGAGUCACAGCGUCUCAUUUUUUAGCAGUAAAUCGGAAUCGUCUGAAGGUGUGGUGUUUAUGGGAAAUGCUGAUGAAUCUGUUCUUCAGUUUGGAGACCUAUUGGAUACGGAGUCGGAUGAUUCUGACGACGGAGUGGAAUGGCAAGAGACUGGAACCGAGUCCAGUACGGAAAACGUAGGACUGCAGUAUUUGUACAUCCAGAUGGAAUACUGCGAGAAAAGCACCUUGAGGAACCUUAUUGAUGAGGGUUUGCAUCAGGAUAAGGACCGAGUGUGGAGGCUCUUUAGAGAGAUCGUUGAGGGACUGGCCCAUAUUCACACGCAGGGCAUCAUUCAUCGAGACCUCAAGCCCGUUAACUUGUUUCUAGAUUCUCACGGCCGCAUCAAAAUCGGCGACUUUGGCCUCGCAACCACGCACGGUAUGACACGAGGAGGCAUGGGCCCUGAUUUACCAGAUUCAGUUGACAAGACCCAGUCUUCCAAGAGCAGCUCGACCACCAAAGAAAGCAUGACGGGUAAAGUCGGCACGGCGUUGUAUGUGGCACCGGAGCUGGGUAACCGCCCCGGCGUACGAGUGAAAUACAGUCAAAAGGUUGACCUGUAUAGCUUAGGGAUUAUCUUCUUCGAGAUGUGUUACAAGCCUCUGACGACCUCGAUGGAGAGAGUUAAAGUUUUAGGCAACCUUCGAACGGAACGAAUCAUUUUCCCGGGAGAGUUUGACCACAAGCGCCUCGCGAAAGAAACGAUCGUCCUCAAAUGGCUUCUCAAGCACAACCCCGAGGAGCGUCCCACCUCCCAAGAGCUCCUUCAAAGCCAGUACAUACCCCCCAAGAUCGAAGACGGCCAGUUGGACGAGGUACUUAAACACACGCUUGCAUCAACAAACUCUACUCGCUACCAGCGACUGAUGAAAGCCAUGUUCUCUCAACAUGUCUCGUCAGUCAAGGACGUUACGUACGAUAUUGACGUCUACGCUGGGCAGGUAUCUCCAUGCGCGAUCCUUGCGCAGCAAAUGGUUCACGAAAACGUGAAGUCCGUUUUCCUGCGACACGGCGCGUUGCGGUUGAGGACGUCGUUGCUCGUGCCUCGCACGAAGCUAUUUGAGCAGCUGGAACUUGCGGUUAAUGUUAUGGAUCACAGUGGCACGCUUGUCACGCUUCCGUACGAUCUCAGGGUACCGUUCGCGCGUUAUGUCGCGCGAAACGGCAUUGUGCACAUGAAGAGGUUUGACAUCGGCUGCGUGUACCGUGAUAAGCGAAUUCUGGGUUCGCAUCCCAAAGAAUUGUACGAAUGCGUCUUUGAUAUCGUGACCGGUACACCGGAAAACCUCGUUCCCGACGCCGAGGUGCUUCUGUCGGUGGCCGAGAUUAUCCGAGAGUUUCCGUCGCUGAAUUCUCGUAAUUACUACAUCAGAGUGAAUCACGCUGCUCUAAUGAAAUGUUAUUUGGCUUCCGUGGGCAUCUCGGACGAGAGACAGUUGGAAUUACUAGCGAUUCUUCAAGAGAUUCGCAGCGAAAAAGACAGAAAUGUUCAAAUCCACGCGUUCGUCGAGAGCUUGCAGCUCAGCGAACACACAGCUACUGCGCUGUAUGACUUUUUGGACUUUGAAGGCCCUGUAAAAAAGUUGCGAGAGCACCUAAUCGGGACCAUGAAGCGAAAAACUUGGGUCGGCCAGGCUGCGCGCCAGUCGUUUCACGAUCUCGAAGAGAUCGCGUCGCACGUUGAAGCGUUUGGAAUCGAUUUACCCGUGGUCGUUGAUACUUCCAUGGUGUACAACUUCAAUCAUUUCUCGGGGUUGAUUUUUCAGUUUGUGGCUGCAAACAAACGGAAGCGGAAGCGAGGUGGUGUUGACAUUCUCGCCGCGGGUGGUCGAUACGACAAGCUGAUAAGUCACUUCCGUCGAGGAGCAGAAGCUGCUCACCCCUCCCCUGGUGCGGUGGGUGUGAGUAUCGCCAUCGAGAAAAUAGUCGCAGCUGUUCUGGAGGACGAAGAGGACACGAUUCCCAGCGCCUAUGACGUCUUUGUGUGUUCUGCGGGACACAAUCCUAUGUUGGCUGAGCGCAUGCGUAUCGCGCGUGAUUUGUGGAAGGCUGGGAUCCGGGCAACAAUUUGUUAUGAUUCUAAGGACAUGAUUCCUCUAGAGGAACUGCAGGAGUUUUGUAAGCAAGGAGGAAUUCAACAUAUGGUGGUUUUAAAAGAACAAGAAACAGGCAGUGUCAGGGUGCGCUCUUUAGACAAAGAAAAGAUUGUCGAAUCUCGAGUCCAGAUAAAGGACCUUGUGGACCAUCUUCAAGGGAAGCUCUCCACAAGGCCUGAAACCGCUGAGUCCUCUGCACCCCUUAGUAACAAAGGAACAGGGACACAGAGCGGUAACGAGCCAACUUCUACGUUUGCCCCAGAAAUGAAGGUCUCGUUUAAAACACAGGAGAAGAUGGCGUGGAACACUAAGAAGAGAUACGAGAGUUUAAUGAUGUCCAGGAUAAAACCUUCCCUGACUCACAUCAAUGCGAAAAGCGCCGUUGAAGUGAUCGGGGUUGACCUACCAGGUUCUGUUCUACGCAGCAUGGCAGCUAUUCUGGAUCUGGAUUCUAACGAAGAUGCCUUUGACGCGAGCGUGGCAACUAUUGCUGACAAAAACCCUCGCUACAAGAAAUACAUUGGACGUGUUUGCGACGAUAUCAGGGAUUUGAAAGUGUCUAAGAAAGUACCAGUUGUUUUUGUGUACAGUGUAAAAGAUGAAAUGUUUAAAAUCUUUUUCUAAAGGAAAGAGUAUUUUUGUAGAUAUUUGUAGUCGUUAAUUAAGUCAAAAGGUCGUGUUCUUUGAGUCACACAACUCUUCAAGGUGCAUGUGACCAGUUUUUCCGUGUACAGUGCAAAAUGCGAAUUGUUUGAAAUCUUUUUCUAAGGUAAGGAAGAUUUUUGUAAGAGUCUUCGUAGUCGGUUAUUGGGUUACACGAGAUUGUCUGGUCACAUACCGUUUGCUACAAUUAAGUCUUUGUAGUCGUAAUUAGGUCACACCAGAUUGUCUGGUCACACAACGCUUACUAAGGUCGGGUUCUUUGAGUCACACAACUCUUCCAGGUACAUGUGACAUGUUGUUCUGUAUCAGUGUAAAAUACGAAAUGUUUAUAAUCUUUUUCUAAGGGAAGGAACAUUUUUUUUGUAAGAGCCUUCGUUGUCGUUUUUUAGGCAAUGCAAGAUUGUCUGGUCACACAAUGCUCAUUAAGGUCGUAUUCUUUGAGUCACACAACUCUCGUAGGUGCAUGUAACCAGUUGCACAUGUUCUGUAUACACUGUAAAGUACAAAAUGUUUUAAAUGUUUUUCUAAGGAAAGGAAUGUUUUUGUAAGAGUCUUCAUAGUCGUUAAUUAGGUCACAUGAGAUUGUCUGGUCACACAAUGCUUACUGGGGUCUUUCUUUGGGCACACAUCUCUCCUAAGUGAAUGUAAACAGUUGUCUUUGAGUAGAAUUUUAAAGAUGAAAUGUUUAAAAUCCUUUUCUAAGGGAAGAAAUAUGAUGUUUUAGUCUUUCUCAUGUAAGAGUCAGUGAAGUCGUUUUUUGGGUCUUUUGUUACAUUCCCUGGAUAGAUAGAUAGAGACUUUAUUGAGUUAUUUUUUCGUUAAAAAAAAUACCUCUUAGUCGGCGCGUCGGGUAUGUUAUG
Messenger RNA from Orbicella faveolata, 6302 nucleotides. Its product is annotated as eIF-2-alpha kinase GCN2-like. NCBI's taxonomy places the organism in Eukaryota, Metazoa, Cnidaria, Anthozoa, Scleractinia, Merulinidae. Gene Ontology annotation, cellular component: cytoplasm; nucleus. The record is from RefSeq and is a predicted model, not a curated record. Gene Ontology annotation, biological process: regulation of translational initiation by eIF2 alpha phosphorylation; DNA damage checkpoint signaling. Gene Ontology annotation, molecular function: ATP binding; protein binding; eukaryotic translation initiation factor 2alpha kinase activity.